AUGCCUCAUCAAUACAUUUCACCCCUUCAGUUACGAAAUAAAAAUUGGUAUGUUGCUUGGAAUCGAUCCAAAGAUUCCGAACAACAAUCAUGGCCAUCGAUAAGUCUACUCGAAAUGCUCCUAUAUGUGCUUGAUAAUCGCAAAGCAAAUGAAGCAGCAAGAAAUUUCCACAUGCGUCAAGUAACGAAAUCAAGAGAUAUGGCUCCUGUGGAACGGAAAACGAAAAAGGGACGAUUGUCACUGGAAAACAGACGAUGA
Messenger RNA from Necator americanus (New World hookworm), 258 nucleotides. RefSeq lists its product as uncharacterized. The transcript has 3 exons. The record is from RefSeq and is a predicted model, not a curated record. NCBI's taxonomy places the organism in Eukaryota, Metazoa, Nematoda, Chromadorea, Rhabditida, Ancylostomatidae. The coding region runs from base 1 to 258 and encodes 85 amino acids.